AUGGUAACGGUGCUAACGGUGCUGACGUUGGUAGCCCAGAACGGCUACCACUGUUAGCACAGUCAGUACCGUGCUAAGUGCAGCCGGUCCGGUUCCGUCCCGGGUCCACUGCGGUCGGUGUAGUCCGCCUGGAACCUCUGACGUGUGUAGAACCAACCUGUGACGGGUCCGAGUGGGUCGGUAGGCUGUCUGGACCGGGUCCCCGGUGACCUACUUUCACUCCUGGGCGAACGUGAACCGGCUGACCCGGGACAGGAACAAACCAAGCUGCUGUUUGCGGGUCAGAGGUCAGAGGUCGGAGGUCUAAGGUCGUCUGCAGCAUCAUGGCUCUGAUCUCCCUAGAAGACCUUGAGGGAUUGGACGAGGAGCAGCUGGACGAUGACAUCACAGACAACCCUGAACCAAUGGAUGAGGAGGAGAGAGACCGGCUGCUGGCCCACUGGCAGGCUGUGGCCAGCACCCACCAGGUGUCAGUCCCCCCAGAGAUGACAGGACCCAUCCAGGAAAUGACCCGCAACAGCCAGCAGAGGGAGGCGCUCCCCUACACCUCCAUCUCCUGCCACGAGAAGAUGGGGGAGGUUGUGUUCGAGGAGCGUCAGUACGCGGCCGGCCACUGGGCCUGUGUGACGCAGAGUGAAGCGCUGUACGAACAGAGCAUCUCCAAAGGGUUCAUGAAGCUGAUGCGUUUCAUCUGUAAAGAGAACUCCGCAGGUCGGUACCUGGGGAUGACGGUGCCGGUGCUCAGCAACAUCCAGGUGACGGCGGACGGACACGCGUUCCACAAGGAGGUGGAGACGGCGUUCUACCUGCCGGCCCAGUUCCAGAACGACCCGCCCCGGUCCUUUGACCCGGACGUGUCCAUCGUCCACAGAGGGCCCAUCAACGUCGUCACCAGGGUGUUCUUCGGGACGACCACCGAGGAGACGGUGUCCCAUCAGGUCCGUCUUCUGUGGGAGAUGCUUGGCGCGAGGGAAGACCUCCACAGAGAGCGCUACCUGGUGGCCGUGUACGAGAACCCCGGCGUGCCGCGGCGCCGCAACGAGAUCUGGUUCAUCCGCCGCGACGCAUAGACUCACCGCAUCACGUCUCGCCUCCUCCUCCUCCACCACCACCACCACCUACUGGUUGUCCAUUCACACACUUCCUGUCUCAAACUGGCCAAUCAGUGCAGGCGGCGCCAAGCCCCGCCCCCAUCCAGUCACAGGACCCGUUGGUGUCGAGGGAAGGUGUCCUGGUUGGUCGGUUUGUCCAUGUCCUCGUUGAUCCUACGUGUGUGUGUGUGUGUACGUGUCAUUAUGCACACGCCCAUCUGAGGCUCCACCCCCUUCCCUGGUCAGCACGCAGCGUCAAUCAGUCAAGAUGGCGGCGCAGAGGCGGAGGCGGAGCCUCCACCUCAGGUCACCACAACCGGAUGGUGAUUGUCAGCCAUCUUGGAAGUGAUCUAAUCAUGUUUUUAGAUUCUUUUUUUUUUUUCCUGCUGCAUUUGAUUUGUUGACCAGUGACUCUCUUCAGAUGAAAGUCUUGUGUUAUUUUUCCUUCUGUUUAUCCGAGAAAUAAAAUCCUAUUUAAAGAUA
This is a messenger RNA of Mugil cephalus (flathead mullet), 1574 nucleotides long. It is a transcript of the gene soul4, whose product is annotated as heme-binding protein soul4. The transcript is spliced from 6 exons. Lineage: Eukaryota; Metazoa; Chordata; Actinopteri; Mugiliformes; Mugilidae. Bases 324 to 1070 code for a protein of 248 amino acids. The record is from RefSeq and is a predicted model, not a curated record.